AUGGACGGCAUCAGGACUCGUGUGACUCAGUCUCCCUCAGGGGGCGUGGUCGAGGAAGUGGGCGGAGCCGAGAUGGAGGAGAUGAGGCUUGUGACAUCAGAGGAGGAGGCGGGGCCUUACAGUGAGAUCACAGCACUGAUGCAGCUGCAUCGCCAUGGUUACCGGAGAGCCGGCCUGUUCCUGUGUGCGUGCGUCGUCAUCGUCUUUUCCACCGCGUUCCUAUUGGCCUACGCGGUGUUUGCUGGGCGCUACCACUGCCCCCCGGUGCAGGAGGAUGAGGAGUGGGAGGGCGGGGCUAACCCCCCUGCAAGGGGGGGGGCGGGGCUUUACCUGGGAGAGCUGAGGCUGAUGAUGAGGAAGCUGCUGCAGGAUGAAGAUAUCUACAACACCGUCAGUCGAGUCAGCAGAGCGAACCAUCCUCCAGGCUCCUCCGACGGGACGUCUCUGGCCUCAGACGUCCUGCGGCGCCUCAGACUGCUGCAGAUGGAUCACACCUGGACCGAGUCGCUUUACGCCACGCUGCAGUUCCCCCACAGGUCUCAGAGGAGCUCUCUGUGGCUGGUGGACUCUGCAGGACUGAUCUCAGAGCAGAUUCCUCUGAACCCAUCUGACUUCUGUCCCUACAGCGCCACAGGAAGUACCACGGGGGGCGUCGUCUACGCCAACUACGGCCGCCCGGAGGAUUUUAAUUGGCUGAAGAGCGCGGGCGUGUCCGUGGUCGGCUGCGUGGUGGUGAUGCGAGUCGGGGGCGGGGUCAGUUUCGCUGAGAAGGUCUGGUUGGCUGAGAGGAGCGGGGCAGGCGGAGCUUUGAUCUACCCCGACCCCGCCGACCUGCCACAGGACCCCCGACGCCUCGGACUGAACGCACACACUGCCGUGUCCGAACAUGUCCAUCUGGGGUCAGGUGACCCCUUCACCCCCGGCUUUCCCUCCUUCAAUCACACUCAGUUCCCACCCAUCCAGCCCUCCGGCCUGCCACUCAUUCCGGCCCUGCCAGUCAGCGCCUCUGUGGCCGCCAAGCUGCUAAGCCAGCUGUCCGGUCCCUCCUGUCCUCCGUCGUGGCGCGGGCGGCUGCCGUAUGUGCGCUGCCUGGUCGGCCCAGAGUUCAGCUCCGGACGCAGAGUCAAGAUGGCGGUCCACAACGUCAUGACGCCGGUCCUGCUCAACAACAUCUUCUCCUCUCUGGAGGGCCGAGUCGAGCCAGACCAGUACAUUAUCCUGGGAGCGCAGAGGGACUCGCUGGGUCCCGGAGCCGUGAAGUCCGGAGUCGGCACAGCGAUCCUCCUGGAGCUGGCCCGAACUUUCUCCGCCAUGGUGAAGAGCGGUUUCAGCCCCAGACGGAGUUUGCUGUUCGUCAGCUGGGACGCCGGAGACUUUGGGAACAUCGGAGCUACUGAAUGGCUAGAGGGUUACUUAUCCAUGCUGCACCUGAAGGCCGUUGCCUACUUCAGUCUGGACCAGGCUAUCAUGGGUGAUGAUGUCCUGUCUGCCUUCACCAGUCCUCUGCUGGUCGACCUGCUGGAUGCUGCCAUCAGACAGGUGGAGCAUCCUAAGCAUGCGGGUCAGACCAUCUACAGCCAGGCAGAGAGAGAGGGAGGCAGCUGGAGGAUCAUGAAGCCGCUGCAUCUGAACAGUGGAGCGUACAGUUUCACAGCGUUUGCAGGAGUCCCAGCUGUGGAGCUGAGAUUCACUGAGGAGCGAGCGUACCCGUUCGUCAACACGCCGCUGGACAGCGCCUCCCGCCUACAGGAAGUGCUGGGGGGUCGUCUGGGGUUGACGGGGCGCAGCUUAGGGGAGCUGGUGGGGGAGAUGGUGCUGCGACUGGCCCACGACCACAUCCUGCCUCUACGCAUCACUUCCUACGCUCACACGGUGCUGCAGUUCAGCGCUCAGCUCAACAAACACUCUGCAGAGCUGCAGUCUAGAGGUUUGUCUCCUCAGUGGGUUUUCAGUGCCAGAGGAGAUUACAGCCGAGCGGCCGAGACGCUGCAGAGAGCCAUCGACUACAGCGACCUGCACGACCCGGCCACGGCUCGCUCCUACAACACUCGCAUCAUGAAGGUGGAAUACUACUUCCUGUCUCAGUACGUGUCCGUGGUGGAGACGCCGUUCCGUCACGUGAUCCACGGCCGCGGCGACCACACUCUGAGCGCGCUCACUGACCAUCUCGCCCUGCUGACCUCCGACCCCCAGCGCUUCGACGAGACGCGCUUCAGACGGCAGCUCGUCCUCUUUACCUGGACGCUGCAGGGAGCCGCCAACGCACUGAAGGGAGACGUGUGGAGCAUACACAACACACACACACACUGACACACACACACAGACACACACACUGACACACAACACACACUGACACACACACACACACACUGACACACACACACACACAGACACACACGCACACACAC
This is a messenger RNA of Cottoperca gobio, 2408 nucleotides long. RefSeq names its product transferrin receptor 2 (gene tfr2). Gene Ontology annotation, biological process: endocytic iron import into cell. NCBI's taxonomy places the organism in Eukaryota, Metazoa, Chordata, Actinopteri, Perciformes, Bovichtidae. The record is from RefSeq and is a predicted model, not a curated record. Gene Ontology annotation, cellular component: external side of plasma membrane.